AUGGAUUGGUCUUCGAAGAUCUGCACUAUUGUGAUCGCUUUCCUUGGUACCAUAAUCUGUCGCGGGUUCGCUCUCUCAAUCAGUUUAAACGAUAAAGAAUGCGUAUCAGAGUACGUUCAAUAUGACGGAGACACUGUUUCUGGCAAUUUUGUAGUAAUGGACCACGAUAUUUUCUGGAGUUCAGACCAUCCUGGCAUUGAUUUCAUGGUGACAUCUCCGGGAGGGAAUAUAGUGCACGCUUUAAAAGGAACAUCAGGGGACAAGUUUGAGUUCAAAGCCACACAAAAUGGAUUAUACAAUUUCUGCUUUCACAACCCUGCUUCGACGCCCGAGACUGUGUCUUUCUACAUUCACAUUGGCCACAUCCCUAAUGAACAUGACUUAGCUAAAGAUGAGCAUAUGGACCCGAUUAAUGUAAAGAUUGCUGAGCUUAGGGAAGCAUUGGAGUCUAUUAUAACAGAGCAAAAGUACUUGAAAGCACGCGAUGCUAGACAUCGACAUACAAACGAGAGCACCAGAAAACGUGUUGUCUUGUACACACUUUUGGAGUAUAUAUUAUUCGCUGCUACAAGUUUAUUACAAGUGGUAUACAUCCGUCGCCUCUUCAGCAAAUCAUUUGCUUACAACCGGGUGUAG
Gastrolobium bilobum is the source of this 636-nucleotide messenger RNA. RefSeq names its product transmembrane emp24 domain-containing protein p24beta3-like. Gene Ontology annotation, cellular component: COPII-coated ER to Golgi transport vesicle; Golgi apparatus; endoplasmic reticulum-Golgi intermediate compartment. The coding region runs from base 1 to 636 and encodes 211 amino acids. NCBI's taxonomy places the organism in Eukaryota, Viridiplantae, Streptophyta, Magnoliopsida, Fabales, Fabaceae. The transcript has 4 exons. Gene Ontology annotation, biological process: intracellular protein transport; endoplasmic reticulum to Golgi vesicle-mediated transport; Golgi organization. The record is from RefSeq and is a predicted model, not a curated record.